Molecule: messenger RNA, 738 nt
Organism: Prinia subflava (tawny-flanked prinia)
Lineage: Eukaryota; Metazoa; Chordata; Aves; Passeriformes; Cisticolidae
Product: tetraspanin-6-like
Cellular component (GO): plasma membrane
Source: RefSeq, a predicted model, not a curated record
AUGGCGUCCCCAUUGCGGGGGCUGCAGACGAAGCCGGUGACCACCUGCCUCAAGACCGUCCUACUCACCUAUUCCUUCGUCUUCUGGGUGUCGGCCAUUGUGCUGCUGGCCGUGGGCAUCUGGGGUAGGGUGAGCUUGGCCAUCUACUUCUCCCUGUUGGACGAGAAAGCCACAAAUGUCCUGGUGGGUGCGGGCACCAUUGUUGUCCUCCUGGGCACCUUUGGCUGCUUCACCACUUGCCGUGGCAGCACCUGGAUGCUCAAGCUGUAUGCCAUGCUCCUGUCCCUCAUCUUCCUCAUCCUCCUGGUGGCCGCCAUCGUGGGGUUCGUCUUCAGGCAUGAGAUAAAGACAAACUUUGAGAGUAACCCCAAUCUAGCCUUGAAGGACUACAAUGUGAUGGCGGAUUGGCACAGCGAGGCUGUCAACACCAUCCAGAGAACACUGCACUGCUGUGGGGUGCAGAAUUAUUCUGACUGGGAGAGGACUGAAUACUUCAGCAAGAGGGGCACCCCCUGGAGCUGUUGCAAAAACCAGAACGACUGCUCAGAGGAAGAUCUGAAAGACCCAAACAAGGUCAAGCUGAAAGGUUGUUUUUUCCUGGUAACAUCAACAAUCGAGUCCAAAAUGAGUGUUGUGGCUGGAAUCUCCUUUGGCAUCGUGUGUUUCCAGUUGAUUGGCAUCAUUCUCUCCUGCUGCCUGUCCUGGUACAUCAGAAACAAUCAGUAUGAGAUGGUGUAG